AUGGAUAGGAGACUUCAUUCAGCAGUGUGGGACAACAAAGUUGAUGAGGUGGAACGGAUUGUGAAUUCUGGCGCUUCGCCUGAUGCGUGUGAUAGUAAGGGAUGGCCUGUACUUGUUACAGCUUGUUAUGUUGGCUUCAUUUCCAUUGCACAAUUUCUAUUACAGAAAGGAGCAAAAGUUAACAAAGCAGCUCCUAAUGGUUGCACUGCUUUAAUGGGGGCAGCAUUUCAUGGUUAUGAUUCACUAAUUGUUAUGUUAUUAUCAGCUAAUGCUGAUGGUAAUCUGAAGGAUAAGUGGUAUGGACGGACAGCAUUGCAUUAUGCUGCACUCAACAAUCACUCCAAAGUUGUUUGUAUUCUGUUAGAGAAAGGAUGUGAUAUCAACAUAGAAGACCUUCACAGCUUUAGCUACUAG
Corticium candelabrum is the source of this 414-nucleotide messenger RNA. Its product is annotated as 26S proteasome non-ATPase regulatory subunit 10-like. The coding region runs from base 1 to 414 and encodes 137 amino acids. Lineage: Eukaryota; Metazoa; Porifera; Homoscleromorpha; Homosclerophorida; Plakinidae. The record is from RefSeq and is a predicted model, not a curated record. Gene Ontology annotation, cellular component: nucleus; cytoplasm. The transcript has 5 exons. Gene Ontology annotation, molecular function: protein binding.